Molecule: messenger RNA, 3264 nt
Organism: Dromiciops gliroides (monito del monte)
Lineage: Eukaryota; Metazoa; Chordata; Mammalia; Microbiotheria; Microbiotheriidae
Gene: DHDDS
Product: dehydrodolichyl diphosphate synthase subunit
Exons: 9
Coding region: 216-1217 (333 amino acids)
Biological process (GO): polyprenol biosynthetic process
Cellular component (GO): dehydrodolichyl diphosphate synthase complex; endoplasmic reticulum
Molecular function (GO): ditrans,polycis-polyprenyl diphosphate synthase [(2E,6E)-farnesyl diphosphate specific] activity
Source: RefSeq, a predicted model, not a curated record
AGAUGACGUAUUCUUAAGGCGACGAGCACUGAGGAAGUACCGGCCUCCCUCUGAGAUCCCUGAAGGUCCUUACCGGAACAGAGCCCGGCCAACGGCCAGCGGUGAGGAGGCCAGGGACCCCCCCAGGCUGGUGAAGUGUUGGGCCGAAGGAAGACUCGAGGUGCUGUUUAGUGUCAGGAGACCCACAGCUGGUUUCCUGAAGGAACCCAGAGACCAUGUCGUGGAUAAGGGAAGGAGAGCUUACACUCUUAGAGCGGUUCUGUGCCAACAUCAUUAAGGCAGGCCCGAUGCCCAAGCACAUUGCAUUCAUCAUGGAUGGGAACCGCCGCUACGCCCAGAAGUGCCAGGUGGAACGCCAGGAGGGCCAUACGCAGGGCUUCAAUAAAUUGGCUGAGACCCUGCGCUGGUGUUUGAACCUGGGCAUCCGAGAGGUGACUGUCUAUGCCUUCAGCAUUGAGAACUUCAAACGCUCAAAGAAUGAGGUGGAUGGGCUAAUGGAGCUGGCCAGGCAGAAAUUUAGUCGAUUGAUGGAAGAACAGAAGAAGCUGGAGAAGCAUGGGGUGUGUAUCCGAGUCCUGGGUGAUCUUCAGCUAUUGCCCCUCGACCUCCAGGAGCUGAUUGCAAAAGCUGUUCAGGCCACCCGAAACUACAACAAGUGCUUCCUGAAUGUCUGCUUUGCCUACACAUCUCGACAUGAAAUCAGCAAUGCUGUGAAAGAAAUGGCAUGGGGAGUAGAGCAAGGUUUACUGGAUCCCAGUGACGUGUCAGAGUCUCUCCUCGAUAAGUGUCUCUACACCAACAACUCCCCCAAUCCUGACAUCCUCAUACGGACUUCUGGGGAAGUGAGGUUGAGUGAUUUCCUGCUCUGGCAGACAUCUCAUUCUUGCCUGGUGUUCCAACCCAUUCUCUGGCCAGAAUACUCCUUCUGGAACCUCUGUGAAGCCAUCUUGCAGUUCCAGAUGAACCACAGCAUGUUACAGAAGGCCAGAGAGGCGUAUGUGGAGGAACGGAAGAGGCAGCAGCUGGAGAGUGACCAGGCCGCAGUGACAGAGCAGCUGCUCCAGGAGGGCUGUGGGCCUGGCAGGGACAGCCAGCUUCGGCGCAUUCUCUUGCACAAACGCGCAUCAGGACGGGAGGAACGUGUGCAGGGCUUCCUGCAGGCCCUGGAGCACAAACGAGAAGAGUGGCUGGCACGCCUGGGCACGGCAUCAGCGUGAAAGGGCAGGUGGCCCGCUUGUGUUCCUGCUCGCUGGCCACAGGCCUGAUCCACGAUUCCUGAGAAGAAUCAACUUGGGUUUUGAUAAUGAGAUUUGCUCUAAUCCUGGGAACAGGUGCGGUGGGGAUUGGGCCUUUCUGCCUAGCUAGAUUCUUUGUCAAUUGAUGCCCUCUGUCCAACCCCCACAAAGGGGUUGGUUAGGGAUGACAGAAGGUGAAUGUCUUCCUUGUGGCACCCUGUAGCUCUCUCAGUACCCAUGGGCAACUUGGGGAGCAUCAGGUUCUAAAGUGAACCUGUUCCUUCAGACCUGUCACCUCCUGAGCUGCUGGUGGCCAGGUUUCCUUAUCUUCCAACACACAUCAUCUCUCCCCUCGGUAUGGGGCUUUUUAAUAUAAGGUUGUUUGGGUGUAGAGCACUUCCUCAGCCCAGAAAGUACUACUAACUACCGUGUUGGCACAGCCUCCCACCCCACGACCUCCACGCCUCCAUUUCCCUCACAACAGGUUUUCGUUCACUUUGGAUUUGACAGAAAGCUGGGAAGUGUUUUGGGGCUGGGGGUAAAGACAGAAGGGAAGGCUAGCCAUCUGCUUCCCCUCAUGAGCAUUUCCACCUGGCCUUGCUAUUUCUUCCCCCCACUCCUGGCAUGUCAGGCAGCUCUGAUUGCUCUGAUGAAAACCUGGGCUUCUCCAGUGGUAGAACUAGGCCUGUGAUGACAAUCCAAUUACCUAUUGUUGACUCAGCCCAUACAUGCUUUUCUCAGGCAGGGUCAUGGGGCCAGCCUCUCUUCUCUGCCAGAGCAGGUCCUCUUAACUUGGCUAACUGAGAAGAACCAGCGUGUCUGUUUGGCUGGGACACUUCUUCCCUGAUGGCUGAUGCCCUCCUCCCGUGGCCCUGGCUGGGACAGUAGUGGCCCUCUUGAUAAGCAGAUCUCGGGUCUGACCCAUCUUGGAAAAGCUCCAGGUGGUAGCAGCUCUUCUGCUUUUGGCCUUAGUAGAGUGGACCCCACAGUAUGAACCAGAGGGAAGGGUCAUGGGCUGUGUCCUUCCUUUCUCUCUCCUUGCCUCCCAAGACGCAAAAGCUGCUCAGAGGAUUAGCAGCUUGGCCCCUUUGCGGCUUUGGAAGGGGCUCUCUUCUUGAGCUCCUCUACUUCAGGGGCUUGGGAUAGCAGCAAAAGCUGUACGCCUGUAAUCCCAUCUGAUGCCAGAUACUCUUGUCGCUUCUUUGAGUUUUCCAGAUCAUUUCCUCCAGGCCUAUCAAAGAGUGCCUUUUUUCCAGUUAACUUGGCCCUCAAGUAUCUUUAUUAUUGUCAUUGCUGCUUUUGGAAUGAGGCAUUUCCCCCAGAAAUAUUAAGGCUACUAGCCCUUACUUUCCCCCCUUGGGAUGAUUCCCGCCCCCUACACUUAGUGUUAGCACAGGGUUCCCAGAGAGCAGGUGCUAUGUAUUUCCCAGCUUUAAAAUGGGGCUGUUGACAGCUUAAAUUAGGGAGCCAUGAAUUAUAAUGCUAUAAUUUGGAGCCCUACAAUUAAGAGGGAACAAGGGGCUGGAGGCAAUGAAUAGAAUUGGCCUGUAGAUGAGCUUGAGUGACAUGAAGGACGAAGUGGUCCUGUUUCUCGACCUGCCUACAUCGGCCAAGAUUAACUUGGGUUGCACGGAGGGAUGGCCCAGGUGAUUAAUGGGGCUGGCAUCCUUAAUUGGCCAUCAGUCUUUGGGUUCUGGGAAAGGUGUGUGGGGUGGAGCAGGGAGGAGUUACACCCCAGGGCACCUUUGGGAUAUAGCACUGAGCUUGGAGGAAGUGAGACCGAAGUUCCAGGCUGGAGCAGGAGCUGCAAAACACAGGUGGUUUGAAUUUGUACUGUUGUGGCUACACUUUAGUUGCAAGGAAAUGUUGAUCUCUACCUUCACCCCUUUACCAAACUCUAGAUUUCGAAAUCAGGUGGUAUCUAAUUUAAAUAACCCUCCCUGUAAUGUAGCUUCACCCUUCUCUACCCCCAUUUAUUCAUCUGUGGUCUCCCAAGCGUCAAAUCCAUUAAAAAGGAGUAUCUGCCUCA